GUUUGGUUUGCCGAUGACUCGACCGCAGCAGGUAAACUACGUGCUUUACUGGCGUUUUUUGAAAUGCUAAUAAGCGAAGGCGUAAAGUAUGGAUACCAUGUCAACAGUGGGAAAUCUUGGUUAGUAAUUAAAGAUCCGUGUGAUAUAGAGAGAGCCACUGAAUUAUUUAAAAGUCACGACAUCAAGAUUACAUCCGAUGGUUAUAGAUUACUGGGAGCUGUCAUUGGAUCUACUUGUUUCAGAAAGGAAUAUGUUAAUAGCAAAGUCUCUACUUGGUGUACUGAGCUCGAAAAUCUAUGCUCUAUAACGAAGUCGCAGCCACAUGCCGCAUACGCUGCUUUUGUGCAAGGUUAUAAGCACAAGUUUACUUUUUACAUCAGGACUAUUCCAAACGUUGCCCAUUUGUUCCAACCUGUAGAAGAAAUUAUUUGUUCGAAAUUUUUACCAACUAUAUUUGGCCAGGAUAUUUCUCAACUUGAUCGGGAAACUUAUGCUCUACUCAUACGUAAUGGAGGACUGGGAAUACCACGUAUCCCAGAAGAUGCUGAUUUCGAGCGAAAUACGUCAAAACUGUUAUGUGCUCCACUAUCUGCUUUGAUCAUCAUUCAAGCGUGUAAUCAACUUCCACAAGACGACGCAAUAACCAACGUAAAGUCCCAAGUUCGAAGUCUUCGGGUGGAAAGAGCAACUACCUCCUCAUUAUCGGUUGAUAUUCAACUUUCCCAAGAGCAGCAUCGAACAAUCUCUUUAGCCCGAGAUAAAGGUGCCUCUGGAUGGUUAAAUGUCUUACCACUGCAAGAAGAAGGCUUCUGUCUGAAUAAAGAAGAAUUCAGAGACGCUUUGGCGCUGAGAUAUAACAAAUAUAUCCCAGGUCUCCCAAGCAUAUGUCCCUGUGGAAAACCUUUCGAUCCUUACCACGCGAUGGAGUGUAAAAAAGGUGGCUUUAUACACGCGCGCCACGACCAAAUGAGAAAUCUGGAAGCUGCUCUCCUGUCUGAAGUCUGCAAUGAUUUUUCUAUCGAGCCACCUUUACAACCGGUGACAGGAGAAGAAUUUGCCUUGAGAUCAACAAACACAGAAGAUGAAUCACGACUUGAUGUGAAAGCUAGGGGUUUCUAUAGACAUGGCCAAAGUGCAUUUUUUGACAUAAGAGUAGCACAUCUUAACGCCGCGUCCUAUAAGUUACUACCAACCCACAAGAUCCUCUCACGUCAUGAGAAUGAGAAGAAAAGAGAAUAUAAUCGAAGAGUAAUUGAAAUUGAGCAAGCAGUUUUUACACCAUUGGUCUUUGGCACAAAUGGUGCGAUGGGUAAAGAAUGUGCGAGAUUUCACAAGAUUCUUGCUACAAAGCUGGCAGCCAAAUUUGGCAAACCAUACUCAAUAACUAUGUCUUGGCUACGUACGAAACUCUCUUUUAGUCUGCUGAGAUCUUCCCUUCUGUGUUUGAGGGGCACUAGAGUUCCUUUUUAUAUGAAUAAUACUAGUUUGUUUGACACUUUGUACUAACUUGAACCUUUUUAAACGAAUUGCUUUAAUGGAUUUUAUAUAUUUUUAAUGUAUCUAGCUAUGCUCAAUCUAUGAAUAA
Molecule: messenger RNA, 1585 nt
Organism: Paramuricea clavata
Lineage: Eukaryota; Metazoa; Cnidaria; Anthozoa; Malacalcyonacea; Plexauridae
Source: the annotation of a GenBank genome assembly